AUGGAAGACUGCACCGUCAGUGGAUAUCAUGUCUCAAAAGGCACACGCCUUCUUGUCAAUCUUUCAAAGCUUCAUAAAGACCCAAAAAUCUGGUCAGAUACAAACGAGUUUCGGCCUGAACGCUUUCUUACAACUCACAAAGCCAUUGAUGUACGACGCCAGAAUUUUGAAUUAAUUUCGUUUGGCAGCGGUAGAAGAAUGUGCCCUGCAGUAUCACUUGCACUUCAGUUUAUGCAACUCACUCUUGCUGCUUUGCUUCAUGGCUUUGACAUGACAACCCCCUCCAAUGAAGCGUUUGAUAUGUGUGAGAAAUUUGGACUGACCAGCAUGAAAGCCUCCCCACUUGAUGUCCUUCUCACCCCAGGCCUUCCUGCUAAUCUUUAUUAUUAA
Molecule: messenger RNA, 390 nt
Organism: Ziziphus jujuba (common jujube)
Lineage: Eukaryota; Viridiplantae; Streptophyta; Magnoliopsida; Rosales; Rhamnaceae
Product: cytochrome P450 82A4-like
Exons: 1
Coding region: 1-390 (129 amino acids)
Biological process (GO): defense response to other organism
Molecular function (GO): iron ion binding; monooxygenase activity; heme binding
Source: RefSeq, a predicted model, not a curated record